Pseudoliparis swirei is the source of this 890-nucleotide messenger RNA. RefSeq names its product ADP-ribosylation factor-like 6 interacting protein 4 (gene arl6ip4). NCBI's taxonomy places the organism in Eukaryota, Metazoa, Chordata, Actinopteri, Perciformes, Liparidae. The transcript has 6 exons. The record is from RefSeq and is a predicted model, not a curated record.
GCACACACCUCGGUAAACAACAGCCGCUUUCUACUCGCCGUGUGUAUUUCUGUUCGCUGUGUUGUCUCGGUGAUGGAUCGCAGCAGAUCACAUGAUGGAGUUGGAAGAGAGAAAACACACGAGAAGAAGAAGAAACGAAGGCGAUCAUCCUCUUCAUCGUCGUCUUCCUCAUCCAGCAGCAGGAGUCAAAAAUCAAAGAAAACAUCGCACAAAAGUCAAGAUGUGAAAACACAAAGAAAGAAGCGAAGAAGAAGCUCCUCUUCUUCAUCGUCGUCUUCUUCGUCAAGUGACGAAAAGACAAAGAAGAAGAAGAAAAGUAAAGCCAAGAAGAAGAAGAGUAAAGCCAAGAAAAAGAAAGCAUAGCUGAAGAAACUGAAGAAAAUGGAGAAAGAGAAGAAAGAGAAGCUGAUGGAGAAGAAGAAAGCAGAGGUGGUGGUGUUGCUGCCCAGCCCUCCUGUGGAGAUGCCUCCAUCUUACCUGUGGCAGAGAGACGAGGAGGCCGUGGAGCUCGGACCUGUGAUGACCGAUGAGCAGAAGGCCCGACUCUCCACCAAGAGGCCCAUCACCAAAGAGGAGUACGAGGCCAGGCAGAGUGUGAUCCGCAGGGUGGUGGACCCAGAAACCGGACUCACCAGAUUGGUGAGAGGAGAAGGAGAGAUCAUCGAGGAGAUGGUCAGCCGAGAAAAACACAAAGAAAGCAGCAAGAAAUCCACGAAGGGAGACCGGAAGGACUUCAAGAAGAAACUGGGAGUGAACCGGUAGAACAUGCUGGGAUCUACUUUAGGAGCCUCAAUAAGCUGAAUGGUCUCUUCCUCAGUCUUUGUAAAGUCUUACACCGUCUCCCUGGUCUCAUUUGGGGCUGAGGAUGCCCGGAUCCAGCUUGGUGCUGC